Molecule: messenger RNA, 2907 nt
Organism: Mya arenaria
Lineage: Eukaryota; Metazoa; Mollusca; Bivalvia; Myida; Myidae
Product: exocyst complex component 2-like
Exons: 26
Coding region: 128-2761 (877 amino acids)
Biological process (GO): Golgi to plasma membrane transport; exocytosis
Cellular component (GO): exocyst
Source: RefSeq, a predicted model, not a curated record
UAUCACAUUAGUCGGAUACUCGGAUACUCGGAUAGUCGGAUACGUUUAGUCCAACCGUUAGUCCAACUGCAUACAACAUUUCACGAACAUUUUAGUUUGACAGUCCUAGAAGGCCUUAUUUGAGGAGAUGGGUCCCCAGCCGGUGGUGACAGGAGUUUCCCCGCGGGAAGGACCCCCUGGAACACGGGUCACAAUCAGGGGAGAGCAUCUUGGCCUGGACCAGAAGGACCUCAUAGGUUUGAAGAUCUGUGGUGUUGACUGCCUGCUGUCUGCCGAUUGGAAGUCUAGCAGUAAGGUGAUUGCACGGACUGGACCAGGCAAGGGAAAGGGUGACAUCACUAUCACGACACGCUCCGGUGGCAACGGCACAUGCACUGUUGGCUUCCGGGGAUUCUUCGUACAAAUAGGUCCGCUGCAGGAGUCUGCUGUGUGGGUUGACGAGACUCAGACAGUGCUGAAUCAGCUGGGUCGCCGUGGUAACCAGGCCCCGCUUGCCUCCCGUGAUGGUGAAGACCCCCUUGGGCUCUCAGAUGAGGGGAACCAUGCCAAAUCUGAGGAUGAAAUGCUUGAACUCUUCCCAGAAUGUUCCGGCAGUAUGUCGCUGGAGAAUUUCUCCCCAGACUGGUACCUCCUGGAGAACCACCAGGCUGCAAGUUUUGAAGACUUGAAGAUGGGUUUGUCUAACAUGCGUUUGAGUGCGAGGUCGCGGUCAGAGGGUCCUACUGCCUUUGUGAAGGCCAACAUUGGCACAAUAUUGGACUGCCUGGAGAGUCUUAGCAGCAUGUAUGAGAAGUUUUCUGAGGAUGACAUACAGAGAGAAUGUAUCAGCUCCUACGCCGUGUCCUUGAUGCAGGCGAAGUCAUGUGCUGAUGGGUUGUUCCAGGAAGUACUGGGCAGGAAGGACCAGGCAGACCAGACCCGGAACGCCCUUAAUGUGCUCACACGGUUCAGAUUCCUUUUCUACCUGCCCCUCAAUAUGGAACGAAACAUACAGAAGGGUGAUUACAACAUGGUGAUCAACGACUAUAUCAGAGCGAGGGCCUUGUUUGCCAAAACAGAAGUGAAGAUUUUCAAGAAAGUGUAUGGUGAGGUGGAGGAGUCGAUGCAGGCGUUCUGCAAGAUGCUGAGACAGAAACUCCUUAAGCUACCCAACACUCUGCAUGAACAGAAGAAACUAAUUGGGUAUCUAUCAAGCUUGGAGAGUAAGGGAAAUGUUGGAUGGGAAUGUCUGUCCAACAUGGAGAGCUGGCUGCGGAAUCUGCUGGUUGACUGUCAGAAGCGACAUACACAGUCCACUCUUACGCCUGGCGGUAGGUACGGGCCCCCACAGAAGGUGCUGUUUGUGGAGGAGCUGACUGAACUUAUGACCGCACACUUCCCCCACUUCUGGAAACUUGGGCAGGCCUACGUCACUGGCUCACUGGCUCACAGGGAGGAUGGAAAAAGUUUAAAGACAGAGUCAACAAGUAACAAAUUUAAGGAGAUGGUAUCAUCAACUAUAAAAUACUUCUCUAACCUGGUGCGUGGGGCGUUCCUGCCUGCAUCGCUAGAAACCCUGGGUGCGGAGGAACGGCGCCAGUAUGGGGUGUGGUCCGAGACCCACAAUGUGUCGGGCUCCUGGCUUCCACACUGUGUCAGAUAUGUCAGAUCGUGUGUGAGUGGACUGUCCGGUCUGGAGCUGCCGGGGGACAGUACUGAGCUGCUACAGGAGCUGGCCUUUGACAUGAGGACACAGUGUAUGGAAGUGCUGCUCACCCAGGCUACACAUGAUGUGGGAGGUCUUGUAACCAAGGAGACAUGGGUGCUGGAGAGAGACGAUGAAUCUGGGGGCACCACACAACUGCCAGCACUGUUUGAGAACAUAGUUAAUGAAGCUGUCCAGCAUCUGCAUGAAGUGGUCGUGCAAAACAAGCCUGCAGAGACUGAGAUGUUCAGUCAGCGGACGGUACAGAAGGAAGCUACAACCAUGUGUGGUAGGCUGCUGGGGGCGUUUGCUCCAUGUAUCGAGAAACUAGCAUUUGAAGAACCUCCAGCAGAUUUAACCAGCACUCUUGCCAAAAAUGCAGAGAACAAGCGUAGAAGUUACCUGGACGACCCUACAGAUGAAAGCAUUCCACCAAAGGAGCAACGUAUCCUAAUCAUGCUGAGCAACUGUAGACACACAGAGAGCACGCUGCUGCCCCGGCUUGUGGACAACCUCGCCCGACAUGGCUAUCUCGAGAUGAGCAAGGUCCUCCAGACCUGUAAGCAUACGUACAGUGGCCUGUGUGACCGUCUGUUUGAGGCGUACGUGGAGGAGAAGGCCAACCCGAUAGUGGGCGUGAUGGAGCCUCACAUGUACCGCGGACACUUCAACUGGUGCACAUGUAAACACCCUAGUGAUGUGCGUAACUACUUGAAAGAAGUGUUGAUGGGUCUGAUUGAGGUGCACGCGGAAGUGUACUCCAUCCUGCCAUCGUACGUCCGCCCUGUGAUGACCCGGGUUAUCGAGGCUGUUGCCGAGGAGAUCUCCCGCCUUGUGCAGUGUGUGCCGGAGUUUGGAACCAAUGGGGCUAUACAGGCAAAGCUGGAAAUACUGUGUUUACAAGAAACUGUCAAGGAAUACAAGACCAAUGUGACAGAUUCCAGUUUUGCAGAGGCGCUAGAUUACCUGCCGGACAUUGACCAGGACAGCCAAAAGCGUGUGGUCGAGCUACAGGAGAAGUUCCGUGCUCAGAUGAAACUACAGCUACUCUGCUUCCAUCCAACACAACAUUCAUAGGUCCACAAAUUGUGGCAAGACGUUCAGCAGAUAUGACACCAGAGAGAUGGGGAUGAAGAAUGUGCCACUGGUAGAAGUGCUGUUUAUGUGCAAUAGAACUUUGGUGUACUUAUUUAUAUACAUUGAUGUAUUCAAUAACAUUUUGC